CUCCAUCCUCCUGUGCCCGCAAACUCCUUUCGUCCCCAACCUUUGUUCUGCUAGGGUUGGCGCCGCCAGGCUGCUCCCCGCCGCCGGCCGCCGCUGCUGCUCACCACGGAAGCAGGACACCGCCCUGACCCGGCUGCCCUCCUCAUCGUCUCCUCCUCGCCCGGCCGCCCCUCCCCAAGUCCUUCCCCGCCCGACCCGAGCUCCAACGCGAACCGCCCCGACCCGGCCGCCCUCCUGCUCGAAUCCUCCCUGGCCGGCCCUCCUUUCCCUCCGCCCGGAAGCAGGCCGCCACCACCGCGCCCAGCUGCCCCGUCUCCUCUGCGGCCAGCCACCACCGCGCCUGCUGCUGAUGGAUAAAGGGAAGCAGAAAGCAAUUUGGGAUGCUGCGCCUCAUUCCAUAUAUAUGGAUGUGUGCGUAGAGGAGGUGCGAGCAAACCACCGCGCCAUAGGAAACACCACUUUGUCCGAUGUAGGGCAAGUGACCUGGAGCUUAUGCUACAAGUAAUCCAUGCUUAGUAUUUGUUGAGCAUUGAGGGUGCUUGAGAUAAAGAUGCUGAAGAACAUCUUGAGUCAGUCAUGGAGGAGGGGAGCGCAUGUCCUACGGGAAGGGCAUCCAGCUGAAGCAAUGUAUGCUUGUUCAAGUCAAUUUCACAGCGGGCAGGUGUUGAGGUCGGCGAGGAGCUUCUUUGGCGUGGAGGACUUCAUGGACGAGGACAACAGCAAGCCCUACACGUACAAGAAGGAGAAGCGGUCCAAGAACCCGCACAAGCACAUCUCGUUCAAGCAGCGGACGAUCGCGCACAUGGAGCCCUUCACCCUGGAUGUGUUCAUCUCGAAGCGGUUUGUGUCGGCGUCGCUGACCCACCGGUCGACGUGCCGGCAGGUGGCGGUUGCGGGCACCAACUCCAAGGACGUGAAGGCGGCGCUGACGUCGCGGUCGGACGUGCCGGCGUGCCUGUCGGUGGGGCGGUUCCUGGCGGAGCGGGCCAAGGAGGCGGACGUGUACGCGUGCACCUACACGCCCCGGGAGCGGGACCGGUUCGAGGGCAAGAUCAGGGCCGUUGUGCAGUCGCUCAUCGACAACGGCAUCCACGUCAAGCUCUACCUCGACUGAUCCUUUCUCUUUUUUUGCUGGUGUGUGUCUGUUGCCGCUCUGCUUUCUACGCCUGCUGCUGAAGAAGAGUGUUGGCUUGGUUGAAUGCGCUGUGACUUUUGCGGAUGUCCAAUGUCUGUUGCAAGAAAUUUCGCAGACUUUUCACGGCUUUACCAGGGUAGCUCUUCUCCGUGUGAAGAUGUCAACCACACUUGACAUUUUGGUGCCUUGUUUUCUACUAGUAGGAGUACCAUUUCUGUUGUUAA
Molecule: messenger RNA, 1359 nt
Organism: Triticum dicoccoides
Lineage: Eukaryota; Viridiplantae; Streptophyta; Magnoliopsida; Poales; Poaceae
Exons: 4
Coding region: 551-1114 (187 amino acids)
Biological process (GO): translation
Cellular component (GO): ribosome
Molecular function (GO): structural constituent of ribosome; 5S rRNA binding
Source: RefSeq, a predicted model, not a curated record